AUCACAAAGACUGUGUCAUGUGACCAGUGGGUGACAUCAUAAAUGUGUAGCUUGUUGUUUAUCUAUGCACUGUUCUUGUGCUCAGUCUAAAGUUUUACCAUUGGACGAGAAGCAUCAGGAGGCAUAAGAAGUGAAGGAUAAACACUUAUCUUGAGUGCUUAUUUUUUCCCUUUUUAUACUUCAUUGCAAUUCAUAUAUCAUUCCAUCCAACAUUUAAAAGAACUUAAAGUAGGAAAUGACUAACAUUUGGGUAUUAUUUAAUAGAAAAUAAGAUGAACCAAUGUUCUCAUUGAAUAUGAUCUAUUAAAAAAAAGUAAAUAAAUACAGAUGAUUUUUAUUAGGUGUUUGAAUCCUUUACAUCCAUCCAAUAAUUAUUUUCUUUCUUAUAUCUUUCUAUACCAGAACUAGAAGAACAUGAAUUCAUUAUCUAUCAUAUGGAUUAUCGUAUUUGGACUUUAUCAUCUUUUCUACCAAUCUACGUCAGCUUUUGAGAUAAACGGUUUUGAUGAAACACUUGAUGAACCUAGAAUCCAGUGGAAGAGAAGUGUUAAUGGAACUGAAGAAGAUUUAAAUAGAAAACAUGUAAUUCCAAUAGUGGUAAUAGUGGUAAUGCUGACAUUUCCUGUGCUUGGUAUUAUUGUAUGGUAAGCCACUUUACUUACAGGGGUAUUAAAUAUAUAUUAUAUAUAGUGACAUAAUUAGACAUUACUGGGCCCCACAGCACAAUAUUUUGGCUCAUUCAUAUGACUAGAUGCUGCCAGAACCAAUUAAAACAUUAUCAGUACACUAUAAUACAACAUUAAACCCCAGGCAGCAACAAUGGGCGUCCUCGUUUAAAUCAGCAUAAGAUAUAAUUGUGCUACAAGGCUGUUAAUGUUAUACACGUCCACUAAAACUUCACAAACUUUUCUUAUGUCACUACAGGUUAGUAUAUGUAAAAAUAAAGCAGAGGAAGAAAGUGGUUCACGAUGUUGAAAACCCACCGGUGGCAGCACAGCCAGAGGAAACAUCUCCUGAAAGCCCCAACAGUUUCAGGAGAGUGUGCAAAAAAAUGAAACAGAAGAUAACAAAGCAUAAGCCUGAUAUUGACAUAGAGAACCCACCAGAAACAGUUCCUUUGCAACAAACGACAUCAGCCAAAAGCCGUGUUAGGUUUGUAGGCCUCAAUGUACUAUAUUCUUCCACUUAAGCCAUUGGUAAUGUGAUGUUCUAGCUUGCAAUUUAAUAGAGUCACAAUUUUCCAUUAUUUAAAUACAGGCAGCAAAUAGAUUUUUCUAUUGCUGUAAAAUAAAAAUAAUAGCAUACAUUAUUCUGUUUGGGAAGAAUUAGGUCCCUUUUUUGUAAAGUCAUAUGAAAUAAAACAUGUUAGAAUGCUAAGAUUUAUACAAAUAUUAUUUACCAAAUUAUACGCACAUCCUCUCUCAGGGAAGUAUCAUCAGCCCUAAUUUUCUUUUUUAUUUAUUUAGUUCUGCGCUGAAAAAAUGUAAGAGAAAGAAGCAGAAGAAAGAAGUUGCUGAUGCAAAGGACUCACCAAUGACAGCUGAGCUUAAGCAUAAAGCAAAGGCAGCUGAAGAUGUUAUUAGGUAUGUUAGCCUAAAUUAACUAUAUUUGUGGCUUCUCUUCAAACUUAGCUAUAAAAUAUGUACUCUGUGUACUUUUAGUACUUUCUUUUGCAUGACCAAUAUACACGCACUAAGCACCAAUAAACCCUACUUUUUGGUCAUUUCAGGUCUGUGGAAACAAUAGAUAAUAUUGAGACGCCUUCUGAGGCAGCACAGCCAGAGGAAAACACAAAAACUGCUAAAAGGUAUGUAGGCCUCAACUAACUAUAUCUCCCACCUAAGGAAAAUAUGUCAUGAAUGACUGCUUAGAAUUACCAAUACAUCUUUUAUUUGUUUUUAGAUCUGUGAAUAAAGAAAGUAGGCGAAAGAAAAAGAUAAAGAAACCAGUUGUGAAAGUAGAGAACCUACCAGUGACUGUACAGUCUGAAGCAGCAACUGAAAGCCCUAAUAGUGAAAAGAAAGAGAAAAAAGAGGCCCCUUCCAGCAUUCCAGAACCUAAAAGUGGUGCUUUUUCACCAGUUAAUGCUUUCAGCUUACUGGAGUCUUUGGUGUUGUUACCGAAAAAACCUUCUGAGAAUAAGAAACGUAAAAAGGUACUACGUUCAAUGACCAUCGAGGAGAUUAUAGAUAAUAAAGAAAAAGGAGAAGGCUUGCAGGAACAAUUGAAGGACAUAAAGAGCAAGUCAUCCACUGCUCAAAACCUCAACAUUUCAGUGUUAUAUAAAAAUAUUGAAGACGACGACAUUGAGGAGGACAGAGCCCCUUCACUGAAAUUUGAGUUAGAAACGUCCUCAUUCCUGCCACAGACUUUAGAGCCUUCAAAACCUGAUAUAGUAAUAGAGAUACCGGAGGACUCUGAAAUUGUAAUAGAGACACCGAAGAACUCUGAAACUGUAAUAGAGAUACCGGAGGACUCUGAAACAGAAAAACAAAUUGAAGAGAAACCUAUUCAACCAACUGGGAACAUCUGUGGCAAUGAGGAAGAUGAGCUUCUAUUGCAAAUGGAGCUCUUGUUACUAUUAUUGACAUGUUUACAUCAGUCUGCAGAACCAGACACUGAAAAGCAACUUGUACAUGUUGAACCAAGAGAAGAUACAUGUGGUGAUGAAGAACUUCUAUGUGAAACGGAGUUCUGUUUCAUAUUAAUAUUGACGUCGAUUUAUAAACCAGCAGAACCUGAGCAGUAAGAUUUCUAGUUUCUAUACCCCGAUAUAACACCUGAGCAUUCAAAAACAUUUGCCUGA
Messenger RNA from Xenopus laevis (African clawed frog), 2806 nucleotides. RefSeq lists its product as uncharacterized. Bases 1856 to 2749 code for a protein of 297 amino acids. NCBI's taxonomy places the organism in Eukaryota, Metazoa, Chordata, Amphibia, Anura, Pipidae. The transcript has 9 exons. The record is from RefSeq and is a predicted model, not a curated record.